Molecule: messenger RNA, 1055 nt
Organism: Dermacentor andersoni
Lineage: Eukaryota; Metazoa; Arthropoda; Arachnida; Ixodida; Ixodidae
Product: Na(+)/citrate cotransporter-like
Biological process (GO): citrate transport; succinate transport; transmembrane transport
Cellular component (GO): plasma membrane
Molecular function (GO): citrate transmembrane transporter activity; succinate transmembrane transporter activity
Source: RefSeq, a predicted model, not a curated record
AUGCAGCGCUGCGUGCGCACGAGCCACCACCACGAGGAGAAGCAGAAGAAGAAGCCGUCACCUGCGGCGAGCGUGGAAGCCGCGUCUUCUCCAGAGGCCGCCGCCACCAUGCUGACGUAUCCCGAGUCUACGGACUCCCGACGCCGGCGUUUUCCCAACCGACUCAUCUGGAGCUAUGUGGCGCCAGUGUUCCUGUCGCCCAUGCUCGCAAUGUCCGACAACCAGGGGGCGAUGCGCUACGUGUACUGCGCUUGCCUGAUGGCCGUGUACUGGUUGUUGGAGAGCGUGCCCUUCGUGGCCACCUCGCUGCUGCCGCUCCUGAUGCUGCCCGUCUUGAACGUCAUGCCGCCGGGAGACGUGGCCAGCGGAUACGUUUCGGAGCCGGUGCUGUCGCUGUUCCUGGGCCUGAGCUUCGCCCUGGCCCUCCGCCACGGCACCAGCCUGUACACGCGGGCCUCGUUCGCGCUGCUCCAGGGCUUCGGCACCAGGGUGCGCUCGCUGAUGCUGGGCUUCCUCGGCUGCACGCUGCUGCUGACGCAGGCGCUGGGCGCCAGCCUCACUGCCGUCCUCAUGGUCUACACCGUCGAGUGCGCCAUGGCCGAGGUCCAGAACGACGUCAUCCGCGAGGAGCAGUUCAAGCUGCUCUACCGUCGCCCAGCGAUGAAGACGGAUACAGCUUCAUGGCGACCGGGCCGAUGCCCGAGCCACGUGCCUUCGCCGUGGCGAUCGACAGUCCACCGGAUAAGGUCAAGAAGAAGAAAGGAGGUGCGCCUUCACAUCGCUUAGCUGUAGUUAUAGACCAGAAUUUACAAUGCUUGUAGGUGGCGGCCAAAUUUUGUCGAGGACCGCGGGAACGGGCAGAACAAACGUCCAAGAUUGCACUCAGCCUGCUCCUCUUGCACGCUUUGCGGCUAGUGUUGGCUCGACGUGGCUUCAUCGGCAGCUGCUGUGUCAUGAAACUCGCAGUCCCUGCACAGGCCGCACAGACAGAUGGUGACUGAAAUCGAUAUUAAGUAAGCUCCAUCUAAACGUGGGUGCAAAAUUAAAAAAACAAA